AUGUUUAGUAGAUCAUCCCAAUCAAUAAUCAGAAGUGCGAAGGUCCUUAGAAGGUUUAAUUCAUCUAGCAGCCAUGGCUCAACUGAACCUCCUAAAAACAUAGAAAUCAGCGUAACCAAAAUUUUUGGAGUUGCAGCGUUAGCAGGUGGUUUAUUGGUAUACAAAAAUCACGAGAAUAGAGACAAACCAUUAUAUAAGACUAAGUUAUACAACGAGGAAGAAGAGCGCCCAACUGCAAGAAGCGAGAACUAUUUGAAGCGCUACAAAACUUCCUUUUUAAGUGCCUAUAUGAAAGAUAGAGGUGGAAUUGGUCAAAGACAAUACAGAAGAAUUAGUGAAAGCAUAGUCCCAACGACUGUAAUUCCUAGUCACUCACCGGAGGGUGACCAGUUUGGAGCUGGUAUCAAAACAGAUCAGUUGGGUCCUAGAAGGGAAAGAAUUAGACUUUAUGCCCCGUUACUGAAAUCAGAAUAA
Molecule: messenger RNA, 474 nt
Organism: Priceomyces carsonii
Lineage: Eukaryota; Fungi; Ascomycota; Pichiomycetes; Serinales; Debaryomycetaceae
Exons: 1
Coding region: 1-474 (157 amino acids)
Source: RefSeq, a predicted model, not a curated record